AUGUUUCUGUUUGUCAUUUAGUUUUCUAGUCUUUCCGGAAACAAAAAAAAUAAAAAAUUGAAAAGUUCAAAAAACCCACCAUUUUCAUUUUUAUGCAAAAACAAUUUUUAUAAAUUCAGAAAAGUGUUUUCAGAAAUUUCUCCAAAAAAAAAUUGCCGACCAAUUUCCUUCUUUUUUUCCUAGAAAACAAUACAAAACCUGUCUAAACUUUUCUUGCUUCUUUUGGAAAUCUUCCUUUCCUUUUAGUCAAUCUACUAUCUAUCUUUCUAAUAUAUAUUUAAAUAUAUAUACUUUCAUGAACUGAUAAUAAUCAUAUGUGUAAUUAUUACAUUAUUAGUUGAUUCUAAUUUCCCAAAGCUACUAUUAAAAUGAAAAUUACACAAAAUGAUAGUCACUUACAUGUUUGGAUUUAAUUUUCUAAGUUCAAGUUUUUAAGACAAUUGAUGAUCUAACAAGGCCUUAGAGUUUUGAUUCCAUUCUCGAUAAUUGGGCUUGUUUACUAAGAAGUUUUUUUGGACAAUUGGUGACCUAACAGGUACUAACUUGAGUGACACACUUAUAUCUCUCACAAGCACCAUAAUCUGCCGAGUUGCUUUUGGGAAGAGGUAUGAGGAUGAAGGUCAUGCAAGAAGUAGAUUUCACAGCCUACUUAAUGAAGCUCAAGCCUUGGCGGCGAUCUUUGUAUCAGAUUAUUUUCCUUUGAUGGGGUGGAUUGAUAAACUCUCUGGACUAUAUGGCCGGCUUGAGAAAAAUUUCAAGGAAUUGGAUAUGUUCUACCAAGAAAUCAUUGACGAUCAUCUUGAUCCAAAAAGACAAACAACUGCGCAAGAAGACAUCACAGACGUCUUGCUUAAAUUGCAAAGCGAUCGUUCGUUUGCGAUUGAUCUUACUUUGGACAACAUUAAAGCUGUGCUUAUGAAUAUAUUUAUUGCUGGAACAGACACAAGUGCGGCAACAUUAGUUUGGGCAAUGACAGCGCUAAUGAAGAACCCAAAAGUGAUGAAAAGAGUGCAAGACGAAAUCAGAAAUUUAAUCGGAGAGAAGGGCUUUGUGAGUGAAGAUGAUCUUCAAAAGCUUCCAUACCUCAAGGCUAUAGUAAAAGAAACAUUGAGAUUGUACCCUGCAGCUCCAUUGCUCGUGCCAAGGGAAACAACUCAAACAAUUAAACUAGAAGGAUAUGAAAUUCCACCCAAAACGUUAGUCUAUGUGAAUGCGUGGGCCAUUGGAAGAGACCCUGAAGCUUGGGACAACCCAGAAGAGUUCUUGCCUGAGAGAUUCUUGGGAAGUGCUAUUGACUUCAAAGGUCAACAUUUUGAGCUUGUUCCAUUUGGUGCCGGUCGAAGAGGUUGCCCAGGGAUCUACAUGGGUGCUGUGACAGUGGAACUUACACUUGCUAAUCUUCUCUAUUCAUUUGAUUGGGAACUGCCUAAUGGGAUGAAGAAGGAAGAUUUAGACACUGAGGUGAUGCCUGGUAUAACAAUGCACAAGAAAAAUGCCCUUUACCUUGUGGCUAGAAACUAUAAUUAAUGGAUAUGAGAAUCUGAUCUUUUGUUCUAAAAUAUAUGCAUGUCUUAAGAUACUUCCAGCUAUACAAUUGUGACUCGAAAAUCUUAUAUUUCAAA
Molecule: messenger RNA, 1622 nt
Organism: Camellia sinensis
Lineage: Eukaryota; Viridiplantae; Streptophyta; Magnoliopsida; Ericales; Theaceae
Source: RefSeq, a predicted model, not a curated record